Messenger RNA from Benincasa hispida (wax gourd), 3235 nucleotides. NCBI's taxonomy places the organism in Eukaryota, Viridiplantae, Streptophyta, Magnoliopsida, Cucurbitales, Cucurbitaceae. The record is from RefSeq and is a predicted model, not a curated record.
UUGAUUACGCACUACCGCAUUGAAGCUCAUCAAACUUCGACUUUCAAACCCCAAAACCCCAAGACCCAAAUUCUCUGUUUUUCAAAUCUUCUUCUUUCUCUACAUUUUCCGUUCGCAGCUCCGAUUCAGGGUUGAGUUCGGUGAACCGUUAAUAUCCACGAAAAGCUACAAAGUGAUCUCUUUGGCUGUCCAUCUCUCCAAACUGAUGUUCUAUAAAAAUUCUGCUGAAUUACAAAGACACCUAUUUAUCACUUGCAACUAUGUUUUGGUUUUUUUUGGAAGAAAAUGGCUAUCUUUGGUUGGUCCAUCCCAUUGCCUGGGGACCCUCACAUACCGCUUGCCACCAUUUAAGUUGAUCACCCGUCCAGAGGGGAAAAAUAAUUUUUUUGGUUAAACUAUACAGAGCUUUUUUAUGGUUUACAUUGAAUGAAAAAAAUCUGUCUUCAAGGAGAAAGAAAAAUGCAUUGGCAGUUUCAUUGAAUCUUUGUCUAAAAUGCUUUGACAGUUUCUUUGAAUCUUUGUCAUUUUCAGCCCUCACAUGGUCUAAUCGUUAGCAUGCUUUAUUUCACAGCUACAGCUUAUAUAUAGCCCAUUGGAAGUGUUUAUUUAUUUAUUUUCUUUGGAGAGGGAUAUCUCCUUCUUUGUAACUUCAUUUCAUCAAUUUUUUUUUACCAUCAGUGAUUACUAUUUUACAGAGCUACAGAAAACUCAGUUUGAUCUCCUGAGGCGAAGCUUAAAGCUACCCCUAGUCCAAGCAAUCACUACUUUAAAACUUUAUGGCCAGCAACAAGCCUAUUGUACCAAAGGAAGAGAUCUAUGAUUUCAGGUUGCCUCCUGAUAGGAUGUACUCGAGGCAUGUUGGGGACAGUGUUGCAAGCUCAUCUGGAAGUAAUAUAAGGACAUUCUUCAUAGAUAUGGGGUUCCUGCCAUCUCUUGUAGAUAAAGUGAUUGAAGAAAAUGGUGAAGAUGAUGUAGAAUCGUUAUUAAAUACUCUUACUACAGUUUCGGCAGAACAAAAAUCAAUUCCCGAGUCAUCAGAUUCUUUUGAUGGCUUACGAAGUGGUAAAAAGGGCAGUAAUCAUCCACAUUUUUCUACAAUCUGUCAUAAGCAGGCUGUACGGCCACUACGGACAUCGAAAUCUGAAUCAUCAGAUUCUCUAGAUAGCUUAUUUGAUGACAAGGAUGCACCCAAUGAAAUCUCUUCAGCUGUUAUACCAAAGGAGGAGGCUGAUGAUUAUUAUGAUAUUAAUGAUACCAAUAAAGCAUCCUUGUUAAUGAUGAACUUUACUGUUGAUGAAGUUAAUUUUGCGAUCGAUAAGCUUGGUGGAGAUGCUCCCAUUAAUGAAUUGGUGGAUUUUAUCAUUGCUGCACAGAUCGCUGUAAAUUUGGAGAAGGAAACAGAUGAUGAUACACUCUGCAGAAAUGAAUUAAAAAAGGAGGAAAAUGAUGAAACCUUGUUUGUGACAAUGGAGAAAACACUUCGCUUGCUUGAAAUGGGCUUCACUGAGAAUGAGGUUUCUUUGGCAAUUGAAAAGUUUGGUUCGGAAACUCCAGUUUCGGAGCUUGCCGAUUCCAUUGUUACAGGUCGAAUUGCUGGUGACUACCCUGGGAAUGUUAAGUGUUCCCCAAACUCAUUUGGCAUUGGUGGUUUACAUACUCCAGAAGAUUAUAUGACUAGAGUUAAAGCUGAAGAAUCCAGUUCCGCUGGCGUUUCUCUGUCGAGGAAUGUUAACAUUGAUGAAAUACUGAAAGGGAAAAGGCCAAAAGUAGAAAAUAUGGAUGACCUUCUGAAUCCUAUUCCUCGCUUUGAUGUUAAAAAUAAAGGGAAAAGGCCAAAGCAAGAAUAUGCUGAUGACUUGAGUUCUCUAUAUGGUCCUGGAUGGGUGGAAUCAAAAGUCAAUCCAAACAUCACCAGUUUUGACAUCCCCCCACCUUCAAAACUAAAUCUCUCAAGAAGUCUUGAUACAAUGGUGGCUAAGCCUCCACCCCCACCCAUAAAAUUAAAUCCUUCUAGAAGUCUUGAUAAGGUGGUGGCUAAACCUCCCUUUUUCUUGUAUGGAAAUGUUUUGGAUAUAUCUCGUGAUUCUUGGGAAAAAGUUUCCAAGUUCCUAUAUGCCAUUGAGCCUGAAUUCGUGGACACUCGGUCCUUCUCGGCGUUGAGUAGAAUGGAAGGCUACGUGCACAACCUUCCAUGUGAGAACAGGUCUCACAUCCUUCCGACACCUCCAAUGACCAUCCAAGAUUCUACACGUACAAAAAAAUGGUGGCCUUCCUGGGAUACAAGGAAGUAUUUGAGCUGCAUCAAUUCUGAAACUAGAGGAGUACCUCAGCUGUGUGAUAGGCUGAUAAAGACGUUAACUGAUUCUCGCGGUCGGCUCUCUUCUCAACAGCAGAGAGAUAUUCUUCAUCAUUGCAUAGCAUUAAACCUUAUUUGGGUCAGCCAGUUCAAACUGGCUCCUAUAGAGCCUGAACAGCUAGAGUGCGUGCUCGGCUACCCGGUUAAUCACACCCAAGAUGCCGAAAGUAGCUCAAUGGAAAGGCUUCAAUAUCUCAAAUACUGUUUUCAGAUAGACACUUUAGGUUAUCAUCUAUCUGUUUUGAAGUCUAUGUUCCCAGAAGGGUUGAUUGUGUUGUCCAUUUUCAGUGGAAUUGGCGGGGCGGAAAUUGCUUUGCACCGUCUUGGCAUCCGUUUGAAAGUCGUGAUCUCGGUUGAGAGUUCAGCAGCAAAGAGGAGGAUUUUGAAGAAAUGGUGGCAUAGUAGUGGACAAACUGGGGAACUAGAACAGAUAGAGGACAUACAGAAACUAACAAGCAACAAGAUUCACAAUUUGAUUAAUAAAUAUGGUGGUUUUGAUUUGGUCAUUUGUCAGAAUCCUUGUUCUCGUUGUUUGUCAUCUUCAAAACUUAACCAGAGUGGAGACGCUGAGGGUAUAGCAAGUUUUGAUUUCUCUAUAUUCUACGAGUUUGUCCGUGUUUUGCAGGGUGUAAGGAAUACCAUGGAAAGAAGGAAGUGACAAUGUGCAUUUCAUCUGCUUGUUCUAAUAAUAUUAAUAUUUAGUACACAGCUCAAUAUCAGACUAUUUUGUAUUGAUUUCUUAAAGAUGUUCAGUCACUUGACUCACUUAUUCAUCUCAAUUAACAUCCAACUGCUCUAAAACGACGGCCAGUCUCCUCUCUUUGAUUGGGGAGAUUGUCCUUAGAUCGAGGAGAUGGAAUGUUCAGUUUUGAGUCCCAA